AUGGGACCAAUAAGAAAACUCCACAAUAAUAUUGUACAUAUCCGCAAGUCCGCUAACCAUACAGCAUGGUUCAAAGAUCGUGCUGGUAAAAUCAUUCCUCUUGACAACUGUACAAAAUGGAAUAGCUGGUUUACUAUGUUAAGUGUGGCUCUAGAGGAUAAAGUCAAGGCUGGGCUUCAACUUUACGUUGAGCAUUAUCAAGAUAAUAUCUCGAAAGAUGAUAUCCUUACAACAAAGUAUAAUACAAACUACAUUGCGCGCAUUUUCAAUCCACAAUGUCGGAUAGCUUUUUUAAAGGAUGGGAACGGGAGGAUCACCACCAAAGGAGAAAAGAAACUCUAUAUCGUACGGAAGCUCUGGGAGAGAUUUCGCGACAAACUAUUGUUUUCAGCUGUGCUGUACGAGUCUGAAAGUGUAGGCAAGCAUACUCUCCAGCCAGAGGAAAAUCUCUCUGCUUUCCAUAAAGUUUGCCGGAUGCAGAUUUUGAAGCAAACUCGUCCGGCUAGCCAGGACGAGUUUGAUAACUAUAUUAAUGAAAACCCAGUUAUGCUGGAUAAUGAUACAACAGCCAUUCAAUAG
Molecule: messenger RNA, 579 nt
Organism: Talaromyces stipitatus ATCC 10500
Lineage: Eukaryota; Fungi; Ascomycota; Eurotiomycetes; Eurotiales; Trichocomaceae
Exons: 3
Coding region: 1-579 (192 amino acids)
Source: RefSeq, a predicted model, not a curated record